UCACGAUCCUAUACAUCCAGGAACACACAGCAGACGGCUAUAGACGCAUAGCCAUGCACUCACCUCCAGCCAUUGGAAUACAAGUAGCCAUGGGAUUAUAACUCUGGAGAACUCUGCUGCCUCCUCCACGUUGCUUAAGGUCUCCCAGGGAUUGUUCCACUUGUCUCGUGGAAGGGGUGAUUCAUUUCAUUGGUGUUCUUGUGCAUAGUUCAGGAGCGUGCUUAUGUUUUCUGCUGCCUCAUUUUAUGUGGUUACAGUGGAUAACGGGUUAACACACUUUGGUUAUAGGGGACCGUUCCCCAACUUCCCUCAAAGAUUUCAUGUUAGCCCUGCAUCAGAAUGCUGGGCAAGAAUCGAUGACCGACUGGCUUCCAAUCAUGAACAAUUCUACUUCUGACCCGCUGACCCCUAAUGCUACAGAGAAUCCAUACCGUGACCCCUUUGGAGGCCAUGCCGUGUGGGAGGUGGUGCUUAUUGUCCUUACAACAGGAAUCCUUUCAUUUAUCACUGUAGUUGGAAAUAUCCUGGUUCUCUUGGCCUUCAAAGUCAACAGUGACCUAAAGACCGUCAAUAACUACUUCUUACUUAGUUUAGCAUGUGCUGAUGUUGUCAUUGGUGCUUUGUCCAUGAACUUGUACACAACCUACAUUAUAAUGGGUCGUUGGGCACUUGGCAGUAUUUCCUGUGACCUGUGGCUGGCGGUAGAUUAUGUUGCAAGUAACGCUUCUGUGAUGAACCUGCUGAUUAUAAGCUUUGACCGCUAUUUUUCAAUUACUCGGCCACUGACAUACAGGGCUAAGAGGACACCCAAAAGAGCAGCUAUUAUGAUUGGGUUAGCAUGGAUUAUUUCAUUUAUAUUAUGGGCACCCGCUAUAUUGUGUUGGCAGUAUAUCGUUGGUGAAAGAACAGUAGAACCUGACAAAUGCUACAUCCAGUUCUUGUCACAACCUAUUAUCACAUUUGGCACUGCCAUUGCUGCCUUUUACUUGCCAGUAACUAUCAUGAUUAUACUGUACUGGAGAAUCUACAGAGAGACAGAGAACAGGAGCAGAGAACUGUCUGGCUUGCAAGGCUCGGAGACUGAAAACAUUGUUCGUCCUUUGGGGAGUGUCAGAAGUGGUAGCAGCAGUGGAGUGGGUGAAACAGAAAAAUUGUCCAGAUCACAAAUGGUGGUGCCAAGGGUCAAGAGAGCAUGCUGUUUUCCUGGUAAACUUUCUGCAAGUCCAUCACUUAGAAGCUAUCCUCAACAACGAAGUAACGGGAGCUGGAAUACUAUGGAAGACGCUGCUUCUGCAGACUCACUCUCCUCUUCUUCUGAUGGAGAUGAACAUCCAUAUGAGAUGAAGAGCAUCUGCUCAGCCGUCAUACGACUACCGAUGGUCAGCACUGUUGUUGUAACACCCGCCGGUUCUCAUGGGUCCAAUGACACCCUUGGGCGGGGGGAUGUAGAGAAUGAAGCCAACGGAGGAAAGCGAGAGGUAUCUAGAAAAUCAUCACGAUCCCAGGCCACAGCUUUGCCAUCAACAGUUAUUAAAGCUAAAAUCGAAAAAACCCGUCAUGGAAAGAGGAAAAGUAAUUCACUCAUCAAGGAAAAGAAAGCAGCAAGGACAUUAAGUGCUAUACUGCUUGCUUUUAUUUUGACCUGGACUCCUUACAAUAUCAUGGUGCUAGUGUCCACGUUCUGUAAGGACUGUAUUCCAACAACGUUGUGGGAGCUGGGUUACUGGUUAUGCUACGUUAACAGUACUGUCAACCCCAUGUGUUAUGCACUCUGCAACCGCUCAUUCAGGCGCACUUUCAAAAUGCUUCUACUUUGUCGAUGGGACAAGCGGAAAUGGAGGCCACACAGGCACACAGCAGCUUUCUUUAGGACCCCAUCACAGUGAAUGGGACACAGAUUAUUUUGUGUGACAAAAGUUGUGCUAAAAGGUCCCAAGAAGACAAGGAGUUGCCUGCAUGUGUGGCUCAGAUGGGCUACAAUGAACACGCUAUCCCUGUGAUGAAAAUAGGGACAGAGAAGGAAGAAGCAAUGGACUAAGCCCCUCACCAGGGACACUAUGACUGAUCCAUUAGAAUUUUCCUACAUGAAGUCUGGCUGUCUUGGGUUGAACACGUCUUGUACAUGUUAUUCUGAACUAAGGGAAGGAGGGGGAUUUUAGGGAAGGCCAGUCUAAAUGUUCUAGGGAUAAUAUUCCAUCUUUAUGCUCAUGGGAUAUCCCUGCUGUGCCAAACCAAACAAACCAAAAAGACAGGCCAAAGAACAUGGUAAGGUUUUCUAUUGUUUACAAACAGUUUUAAGGGGAAGGGCUGUGUAUUUAUUCUGAUUUCAAGUAAAUAAAAAAAAAAACUGAUACUACAAAAAGUGCACGUGAUGGCCUCCGCCAUGUCUUCUUCUACAUCUUCAUGGUGACUUGGAGCUCCCGUCAUUGUAAUCUCAAGCU
Hyla sarda is the source of this 2441-nucleotide messenger RNA. It is a transcript of the gene CHRM1, whose product is annotated as cholinergic receptor muscarinic 1. The record is from RefSeq and is a predicted model, not a curated record. The transcript has 4 exons. Lineage: Eukaryota; Metazoa; Chordata; Amphibia; Anura; Hylidae. Gene Ontology annotation, molecular function: G protein-coupled serotonin receptor activity; G protein-coupled acetylcholine receptor activity. Bases 321 to 1886 code for a protein of 521 amino acids. Gene Ontology annotation, cellular component: synapse; dendrite; plasma membrane. Gene Ontology annotation, biological process: adenylate cyclase-inhibiting G protein-coupled acetylcholine receptor signaling pathway; regulation of locomotion; G protein-coupled receptor signaling pathway, coupled to cyclic nucleotide second messenger.